UAUUUCGGUCCUCCCCAUCGACGGUAACUUUCCCUCGGCGGCAAUUUAUUGGUCAGGAACAAUGUCGUUCUCUGCGUUGGGGUCCAACCUACUGCAAGUUGAUCACUUCUAAUCACCUCUCAUCCAAGUUUCUCUGCAGCUCCCAGCCACUUACUAUGAUUUCUUUGUGAAGACAAUGCUACUACGUUUCACUAUCCCUGCAUGCCACGGACUUAGUCCUCCAUGCAAUAGGGAGUGAUUCGAUCAUUCAGCCCAACCUCGUUUCUGUGCUACCGUUUCACCGCUCCCCCUUUCCCCUCGUCGGGUUCAUUACCCACUAUACUUAUACUCGGAGCAGCCCAACUCUCCAAAUCCCCCCGUCCUCUUUCUUUUGCCGUUCCCUCAUUGCGUUUUAUGUGUCACUGUGUGAUACCUGGUCACCUUCCUUUUGUUUCCUCUCUUUCCUUGUAAUUGUUAUGAGGUGCUACACCAUCUCACAGAGUUAUUGACUAACUCUCGAUUUGAUUGCUGCUUCUGAUAAACUCAGUUUUGAAUCUUGCACGGGCCAGCAUAGAAGACACUAUGGAGUCUUUGCGCAGUCGACGUAAGGCAGCGCCUGCGUCGCUCGACGUAAAGAGCACUACGCAAUUUUAUCCAGCCUGGACUGUCGUGAAAAAGCGUCAAUCGGAGUCGACCAAUUUUGCCGACACCGACUUUGAAUAUGGAUCCUCAGACGAAGAGUCUCCACGCAUGAGCAUGGGUUCAUUUGGUCGUGAUAGUAGUUCUUCUCUUUCUACGCCAGAGCUACCAACCCCGGACCAUGCCCCGAAAGCGCCCUUUAGCUUUGAGCUUGACAGGAAGAUCGAGGGACCUUCUGGACCUCAUCUAUUUCGAUCUUCUAUUGCUUCUUAUGGGUCUGUACCGUCAACUGCCGAGAUUGAUGUUUACUUCGAGAGAUCGCCAGUUCAGUCUCAGCUCGCCCAGACCCCAUAUUCUGGGACUCAAUUUUCCGAAACCCGAAGUACUCAAUCCCAGUUCGCCCCUACAGCAACACCAAGUGGACGAUCACAAUUCUCGGAGGCCCUAAGCACAAGAUACCAAUAUUCUGAGCCCCCAAGCGGUCGGUCUCAAUUCUCUGCCUCUGAGAGCACAGCCUCUGGGGCACAGUUCUCGGAGACCCAAAGUUCUAGAGACCAGUAUUCUGAGCCCCCAAGCGGUCGAUCUCAGUUCUCGGAGACUCAGAGCACCAGAUACCAGUAUUCUGAGCUUCCAAGUGCCCAAACUUAUUUUUCGGAGAUGUCAGGCAUCCAGUCUAAGUUCUCCGCUGCUCAGACUCCUAGUUCAAGGAUUCUGUUUUCUGAACCUCCAAGCGCUCGAUCAUUCUACUCGGAGACGUCGAGUACCCGGCCCCAGUUCUCUGCUGCUCAGACGCCUAGUUCAAAGAGUCAGUUUUCUGAGCCUCCAAGUGCUCGGUCUCAACUCUCUGAGAUAAGGAGUACUCGCUCCCAGUUCUCCGAGACCCCAGGCUCCAAGUCCCAGUUUUCUGAGAAUGAGGUAUCAAUGAAUAGGUUCCAAUACUCUCCACACACCUCUAAAGCUUUUGUAACCGUGCAUCCAGACGUUUCGCAGGUGGAGGAGAGUGAGAUCCGAGGCUGGAUGCCUAACCAGGUAGCACACUGGAUGUACAUUGCUGGUUAUGACGACAACGUUAUCGACAAGUUCAUCAUCAACGACAUCACUGGCUCUGUUUUGCUGAGUCUCCAAAUCGAUGACCUCAAGGAGCUCGGGAUAAAAUCGUUUGGGAAACGCCAUCAACUGAUGACUUCAAUUGACCAUUUACGCCAAACUAUGCGAAGGUCACCAGACCUUGAAAUACCUGUUGAUCACAGGCGCUCGUAUGCGAUGUCUGUAUCUCCGACGGGAGAAGUGCUUUCCAGGGAUGUCAUUAGCGCAGAUGGCAGUCGGCAGGUCGUGGCGGGGGAAUCUGUCUCCAUUGUCGGUAUCGAGCAGGUUCUUCCUAAACCUCAUAACUGCUCCAAGGGAGAAAAUUGCCCCAAGUAUAGGAGACGCCAGCGUCAGCUAGAGAAAAUCGCUGCAGAAUUUCCUGACGCUGUUCUUCUGCCAGGGAGCUCAGUGUUAACCGGGAAUCCUGGGAACCCAGAAACGGCACAGAACUUACUACGUCCCAAAUCAGAUGCCGAGCCCUCAGUUGUCGCUUCCUCGGACAUUUUUGGGCCAGCCCAAGGAACUCCCAAGCUCUGCCAAGAAGCGCUGGAUGAAUUACAGAGAGUCGAUCCACAGGAAAGUAUUCGACACUUCCUUAAUUAUCAGCAUGUGGAUUCGUGUGACGAUCUUGAACCAGAACUAGAGCUAGCACCCGCGGUCACUCAGCUGGUAAAAACCGUACCUGAGCAGACGCCUCCGACUUCCCACACGAACAAUAUGGCUGCGAAUCUUCGUAACCUCCCGAAGUUGAAAAUUCCUACGGAUUAUGACUCGGAUGAGCUUACAACAGCUGUUACGACCAACCGAACAAUUACCCCAUCCGUGGCAACUCAAGCCUACGGUUCUCCGACUGUAAUCCAACAGUACGGUCCGUUUAGUUCUAUGAGACCUACGGACACUUAUCGCCAGGGCACACCCUUUUCCGAGAUGGAUGCCCCGAUCACCGCUAUCCCGGAUGACCCUGUUGGCCGGGAUGUCUCUCAAUCGGUUCCACCAGAUAUGCGCUACGGGAAUCGUAUGCAAAUUCGCCGCCAGGAGAAUGGUCCGCGCGGCGCUUUCUUACGCCCUCAACCUAGCCCGCCACUUCGUCGCGCCUAUCUAGGACGGCCUCUUACUCCUAUUGAGGACCCUGAGGACCUGAAGAAGCGAAGUCCUCGUAUAGGAUUCCACAACCACAGUUCCUCGAACACGUCUCUCGCCUCGGACCCAGAUGUGACCAGGAGUGGAUAUAUGAAGAAGCGGAAGCAGACCCGUUUCCUUCGCCACGAAUGGCAAGAUGCACAUUUUACAUUGCGUGGGACCAACCUGGCCAUGCACAAGGAUGAGCUCGCUGCCAUUCGCAAUUCCAAAGCACUAGACAUGAUCGACGUUGAUGAUUAUGCUGUUGCCUGCUCUUCACUGGCCACUAGUUCUAAAUUGACAGCCGCGUUCAAACGCUCUGUUCUACGCAGUGGGAACCAUGCUAGUAAAGAUGACACAGCCUUCGCCUUUUCCCUUAUACCUUCAACAAAGGAGAAUGAGAAAAAGGCGUUGUUUGGGAACAGCAAUGUCAAGAGCCACCAUUUCGCGGUCAAGACCCGAGACGAACGCAUUGAUUGGAUGCGAGAGUUGAUGCUUGCCAAAGCCCUCAGAAAGGGUAAAGAAGGCGGCGCCGCGAUGCAAAUCAAUGGAAAUUUUAUUUAGACUCAUUUUUUUCAUUUUUCAUAAGCCCUUGGUCUUGUAUCUUUCCUCUUCUUCCAUCCACGCCCGUUUCAGAUUGUUGUCAGACAUGAUCAAAUUGACCUACAUGUAUUUCUAACCAUAUCCCAUAUGUGGCUUUUAUGUCUUCACUUUUUGCUUCAUGAUGUUUCGGCAUCGCAUAUUGUUUAGGAUUUCCUUUGUCACGACUGCAUGAACAUGAUUCAGAUAUAUUGUUGCAGGACGGCCAAGUCAUAUACCCGAAAUACCCUUCCUCUGGCCUUUGAGUUCUUCUUUUGUCGGUCUUUCAUAUAUAUACAAUGCUAGUCAGGUAGUCUAGGCUACAAUUUGGAUGUUUAACAUGAUAUGAA
Molecule: messenger RNA, 3752 nt
Organism: Aspergillus alliaceus
Lineage: Eukaryota; Fungi; Ascomycota; Eurotiomycetes; Eurotiales; Aspergillaceae
Exons: 3
Coding region: 562-3387 (941 amino acids)
Molecular function (GO): protein binding
Source: RefSeq, a predicted model, not a curated record